AUUGCGUCAUGCAUCCUCCUGUGCCUGUUCUAAAAAAAAACGGAAAGGUCCCUUACUAAAAGUUAGCUUACUACUAGAGAGAUGGAGUAGAGAGAUGUCGCACAGACGAGCGCACGCGAAAGUCUUGUGAGCUACAAAUUCUCUUCAUCUCUCAUCAAUUUAUCUAAUUUUUACAGAGAAUGAAUCGCCUGUGAAGAUAUUCAUUUUUUCCUAUCUCGUCGAUUGAUCGUGGUACCCCAUCUUUUUGUGAGCUCGAGUUGCCCACCCUGCGGCUACGUAUUUGUCAUGAUGAGAGAUAACCAAACCCCCAUCGACUUAUAGUAUACUUUCAAAAUUUUUAUCCUCGGAGGACGGCUCUUGAUACGAGCAGAAGCACAUCAUAAGCAGAUACUUGAAUGAGAAUUUUGAUGUUUUACAAACAUAAAAUGACGCGCCGGUUCGUGUAUUACAACUACCAAAUAUACUCGACCUCCAUGAUUACACAUCAUUUCCUAUGACCUCCUCCAUUGAAAAUACACAAGAACAUGACCAUGACGAUGUCGAUCGGGUACAGUAAGGAAAACCCGACUCUGAGUCGGUCGAUCACUGAUGAGAACCAUCAAAAAAUCACGGAAGCGGCAGGAGCUUUGCCACGUAAAUGCGCUUUCCCAGAUUGUCAGAAUCGUAUCGCCAAUGCGUUGGGCAUAAUUCCGGAAGUCGACCUCCCAAAGUAUUGUCGGAGUUUGCACGACGGCUACCGUUUCUGUGAGCGGCAUAUCUCAACCGACGAACGGUUUACGGCUAGGUGUGCAGGUAUUGCGAAAAGCGGCAAACCCUGUCAGCUGCAUAUUUAUUCGACACUGAGAACGGAAGCGGGAGAACUGGCGGUGGCACCCCUACUGCGCGGCGAGCGGUAUUGCUGCUACCAUCUGCCUCCUGGAUUACCUUUGUUACGGAAGAACUCUAAUCCAUCCUUCCCCCGAAGAACUCUCACAGAGCUGUUGUUCCGCAAGCGAAAAACAGAUCCGAGAGGAAUCCCAAGAUGGAUAUGGGUAGGCUCUACUAACUUUGAGACGAUGCAGCCGAGCAGACGUGGAGACAACUGCAGCUACAAGUGCUUUCCUCGACAAUGUUACCUUGGUAUACUACGACCUCGAGACUGGGCGUCUGCAGUCUGAAGCUCACAUACAAGAUGGUAAAGUCGAUGUCUCGAUAGAGCGCGUCACUGAAAUUGGCGCAACAGUGCGUUCUUCAAACAGGAGAGGUGGAGACCCGAAUGGUGCAGUAGACUACUUCUUCGAAGACCUGGUGCAUCCGGGAGCGCCUAUUGUUAUGACUUACCAUGUUUACCUUCAUUCAUCUUAUCAAAAAAAAACUUCUAGAAAAUGUUUGGUAUCUGUGGCAACAGCACUUAGUAAGCGGCAUCUUUGACGUGCUUUCAAGUGGAAACACACUACAAAGAUCAUGCACUCGAAGAUGAAUUUUUUGGGGAGGCUCUAAUAUUGUAGAACCUAAUGUGAGCGGAAUCACGAAUGUGAUGCUUGACGGAGUCGUCUCGGAGGAUAACAACAUUAAGUUUAAGGGCACAUCAACAUCAACAAGGAGGUCAAGGGCGACAUUUCCAGCUAUGAUCCGUAGAUUUUUCGACUUCCUGGACCAAUUUCCCGGACCUCUCUGUCUUGUAGCUCACAAUGGCCACAGAUUUGACGUCCAGGUGUUGUAUCACGAGAUGGCGCGCAAUAAAAUGACGAAAGAGCUUGAGCGGUUCAAAAGGGAACUCUUCUUUCUGGAUUCGACAGAGAUUGUACGCGACACGCGUCCCGACAUAGAGUGUCGGAAAUUAGGGUGUCUUGGACUCCGUUUGGGAAUUAGUCGUGCGGAUUAUGCUCCUGGAAAAGCACGGUCUCCCAGUCAAAUGAGCGGAAGUGGUGGUCGUUCAUCUCAAGAAUUCCACAGUCCGCUAGCAAGUGAAGGACAAGGGCAACGGAAAAAUACACACCUUCUUGGCAGACAAAAAAGUUUUUCCAAAACGCCAGACGACAUCGCAGGAAGCACGGACCUUGAUAUCAGACAAAAAAGCUUUUCCAAAACACCCGAAGAAGUUGCUAGACUGUCAGAAGACACACGCCUUGUCCGGCAAAACAGCUUAAGCUUCUCUAGAAUAUCAAUAUUAUCAGAAGACACGGACACAACAGCCCGAUGGACACGGCCUCAUCGCGCGUUAUCAGAUGCGCUGCUUUUGCGUGACGUUGUUUUGGCAUGUCGUGGAGAGGGGGACAUGGAAUCUGCGAACAAAUGGAAUCGAUCACUCGUGUCUAAUAUCCGACGAUACGAUAACGGUAGUACCGCCAGCGCUCUUCAGCCUAUACAAACCACAGGAGGGAGGAUGUUGCAAACCCCAAGGAACGAGAUCGUUCCAGGAUCUGCGGAGAAUGUGUUACAGACAACAGCAGUUGCACCACUACAAGGUGGUAGGAUGUUCAUCAGCGCAUCAGCUUCAGCAGUACAACCAGGGCCACCAGGCAAAGUCUUUCAACCCUCGACGACAACAGCUUUGACUCCGAUUGUGGCGUCACGAGGAGGCGUUGAUGAGAUCGACACAUCAGAAACGAGAAGAAAGCGACAGCGGGAGACAGAAAAUUCAGACUUUCUUAACGUAAAGCGCGUACUGAAGUUUGAUUGAUCGCAUUGUGUAUUCCCUUCUUCACCAAAGCUGCAGUACAGCGUGAGCGUUAAAUUUUCUAACGCACCUCUUGCUUUUGCCAGGCACAUCAUCACUUUCACUUGCAGCAUCAGCAUCUCAUCAUUCAAUGUGGGAGCUCUUCGUCUUCCCUUCUUCUUGAAAGCUGGGUAGUGUCGAAAAUUGCCAUAAAACAAGCAUUGAUCUUCACGAAAAACCAGAUGAUCGUUGACAAAGAUCUAAAUUGACGAAGAUCCAGACACUUUGAUAAGGAUCGACAAAGAAAAUUCCAGGCAGCAACAGAUCCGUUCG
Molecule: messenger RNA, 2971 nt
Organism: Amoebophrya sp. A25
Lineage: Eukaryota; Dinophyceae; Syndiniales; Amoebophryaceae
Source: the annotation of a GenBank genome assembly